Molecule: messenger RNA, 2190 nt
Organism: Ilex paraguariensis (yerba mate)
Lineage: Eukaryota; Viridiplantae; Streptophyta; Magnoliopsida; Aquifoliales; Aquifoliaceae
Source: the annotation of a GenBank genome assembly
AUGAGAGCAUCACUUUCAAUCAUCAACAUUUGCUGUGCUGGAUUAAAGAGAACAUCCAGGCUUUUCUCUUCCCUGAAUUUAGCAUUGUCUACAUCCUCAUCUUUUUCAGAGGAUGAAGUUCUUAUCCGUGGUGAUUACGUUGAUUCCAUUUUCGGGAACAAUGAUGAUCUUUUGCAAAAUGUUACCUGCAUUUCAGCUGAGUGUAUGGAGAAAUAUAAUGAUUUACAUGAGUUUUCCGAGGAUAAGGAUUCCGCGAUUUAUGAAUAUCAUGAAAAAGCAAAGUACAACAAUGAGUUGAAUAGCGUCACUUUAAUACUUGAGAACUGCGGAUGGAAUUUAGGGUCUCCAAAUAGUUAUAACAAGUUUUAUUUAGACCAGGAUAGCAUAAUUCGGAUUCUGAAUCAUCUACUUGAGGAGAGCUUGGAUGCUGCUCUUGCUCUUUAUUUUUUUAGGUGGUCAGAGUGUUGCAUGGGAUCAAAGCAUGGGAUACAAUCUGUUUGUACAAUGAUACAUAUUUUGGUUGCUGGGAAUAUGAAUUAUAGGGCAGUGGAUCUAAUUUUAUGUCUUGUGAGAAAGAAUGAUGGAGAGGAUUGGUGGCUCAAUUUGUUGUUGAGAGUUCUUCACGAAACUCAUACUGAAAGAAGGGUAUUGGUAACUACAUAUAGCAUGCUUGUUGACUGUUAUGUUAAGGAAAAUAUGGUGAAUUCCGCUCUCAAGUUAUGUUUUCGAAUGAAACAUCUAAAUAUCUUUCCAUCAAUUGGGGUUUGCAAUUCACUUCUCAGGGUGUUAUUACAGUCAAAGCAGACACAAUUGGCUUGGGAUUUUUUGGAAGAAUUUCAGAGCCAAGGUUUGGGGUUCAAUGCUUCGAUUAUUAGUUUGUUUAUCCACAAGUACUGUACAGAGGGUAAUCUUGAAUGUGGUUGGAAGUUGUUGAUGGAAAUGAGAAACUACAAGAUUAAUCCUGACGUUGUUGCAUAUACUAUGUUGAUUGAUUCCUUUUGCAAAAUGUCUCUUUUAAGAGAAGGUACCUCUAUAUUGUUCAAAAUGACAGCAAUGGGUAUUUCACUUGAUUCAGUGUCUGUUAGUUCAGUUAUUGAUGGUUUCUGCAAGGCGGGAAAAUUUGAGGAAGCACUUGAUAUUUUGAAAAUAUUCAGUCUUCCACCCAAUAUCUAUGUCUAUAACAGCUUUAUUUCAAAGUUAUGUACUGAUGGUGACAUGGGCACAGCUUCUAAUGUUUUUCAUGAGAUGUCAGAAUCAGGCUUGCGUCCUGAUUGUUUUAGUCUAACCACUAUCAUUGGAGGAUACUGCAAAAUUAGGGACGUAAAUGCGGCUCUUAUGUUUCUGGGUAAGAUGUUGAAGUUGGGAAUUCAACCAUCAGUUACUACAUACACAACACUUGUCGAUGGUUAUUGCAAGUCUGGAGACGUGGACAUGGCAGAACAUUUGUUUCAGAAUAUGUUGGCAGAGAGUUUGGUACCUGAUAUUGUCGCAUACAACACACUAAUGGAUGGCUAUGGAAGGAAGGGUUUGUUACAUAAGGCUUUUGGGUUGUUGGACAUGAUGAAAUCUGCAGGCGUCUCUCCUGAUAUUGUGACCUAUAACACCAUCAUUCACAGCCUUAUCUUGCGAGGAUUUGUAAGCGAGGCAGAAGGAAUAUUAGAGGAGCUCAUUAUAAGGGGCUUUUCUCCUGAUGUUGUAACAUUCACUAACAUUGUGGGUGGGUUCUCUAAAAAAGGGAAUUUUGAAGAAGCAUUUCUUGUGUGGUUUUACAUGAGUGAGCACCAUAUAAAGCCUGACGUUGUGACCUGCAGUGCCCUUUUGAAUGGGUAUUGUACGGCACGUCGUAUGGAUGAGGCCAAUUCUCUGUUUAACAAGAUGCUUGAUGUAGGUUUGAUUCCAGAUCUGGUUUUGUACAACACUCUCAUUCAUGGAUUUUGUAGUGUAGCCAGCGUUGAUGAUGCAUGCCGCCUGGUGGACAUGAUGAUUGAACACGGUAUCAAUCCAAAUGAGGUUACACACAAGGCACUCGUCCUUGGAUAUGAGAAAAAGUGGGGUCAGAAUCCUACAGAAGCGGCAACAUUCAAGCUGCAACAAAUACUGCAUAAAUAUGGUGUAAAAUGGGCCGAGCUGGCACGGUUGCACCAUUUUUGGAGUUGGGCCCGACACGGCACGACCCCAACAUGGGCAUAG